CAAAACGACACCAUGAGCGUAUCGGACAUGUCAGAGGAGUCGGAUGUCUCCUUUCCCGAGGAGGAGGACGAGGGACCCAACAUAGGCCUUUAUAUAGGCGGUCGUAAUGCUGCGGCACAACGUCACGGACGCGGCUGGGCCAUCUUGCCCAAUGGCGAUCAGUACGAUGGCAAUUAUCGCAAGGGACGCCGCCAUGGCAUUGGCCUUUAUGUCUUCAAGGAUGGCUCACGCUACUACGGACAAUAUCGUUGCGGCAAACGCUGUGGUCGUGGCAUUUUCAUCUAUCCCGAUGGCUCUGUCUACGAGGGCAACUGGCGCAAGCAUUUGAAGCAUGGCAAGGGGCGUUACAACUAUGUGAAUGGGGACACCUACUCGGGGGACUGGUACAAGGGCCAGCGCCAUGGUGUGGGCAUCUAUAGCAUCAACGGCAACAAGGACAGCUGUUGCAUGUCGCUGCGUUUAAAGUCCACCUGGAGUUACAACAUUCGCAUGGGGCCCUUUGAGCUGCACAUUGGCAACGACGACAAGUGCACCGUUCUGCACGGACUCUGGGAUAAUCUUUACCCCAUCGGGCCGGCUGUGUUCAGCUUCGACAAUCGCUAUAUGCUGCUGGGCUUCUUUCUGCCCGCCAAUUACAAGUUUAAGGACGGUCGUUCCAACGAGAAUCUGGCCGAAGACGAGCUGCAGGGCCUGGAGGAAGAUGAGGAGGGCAAUCCACUGCCCAUGGAACCAUCCCUGUGGUUCGCCCAGGAGAUUGCCGUCUACGAUUACUCCAUCUUGCCCCAGGAGCCAGUGCCAUUGCCAAUUUCUGACUCUGAGCUUUCGGUCUGCUCGUUGUCCACCGUUGCUAGCAUCCGCAGCGAGGAGAAGAUCAGCUACUAUGGCGAGGGUGAGGAGGCCGAGGGCGAGGAGGAGGGUGAAAUGGAGUGCUUCCCUUGCGAGUGCGAGUACGAUCUCAGCGAAGUGGAAUCCGAUAGCGAGCCAUGCAAGAUCGAUGCCAAUCCCUGCUGCAUCGAGAUCCUCAAGCAGCCCGAGUGCCCCGACCCAUAGGCUGGGCCUUCCGCCCCCUAUUCUGUUUUUGUGUUUAUAUUUUCGUUUUAGAAAGUUUUCUAGUCGGAUUAAAUAUCGCGAGAUCCUUUAAAAA
Drosophila obscura is the source of this 1144-nucleotide messenger RNA. RefSeq names its product radial spoke head 1 homolog (gene Rsph1). Gene Ontology annotation, cellular component: cytosol. Lineage: Eukaryota; Metazoa; Arthropoda; Insecta; Diptera; Drosophilidae. The coding region runs from base 13 to 1050 and encodes 345 amino acids. The record is from RefSeq and is a predicted model, not a curated record. The transcript is spliced from 2 exons.